Molecule: messenger RNA, 2548 nt
Organism: Owenia fusiformis
Lineage: Eukaryota; Metazoa; Annelida; Polychaeta; Sabellida; Oweniidae
Source: the annotation of a GenBank genome assembly
CCACAAUGCAACGAAUUGCACCUAAAAAUUCCAAGGAAGUGGAAAUAUCUGCGAAUAUGUCUCAAAUUUCACCCUAAAGCAAGGUCAAAAUUGAGGGAAGCUCUAGCGACUAACUAAAACCACCAUUUAACAUUACCAUGGCCUUCAAUCCACAAGAAUACAAACCAGAGCCUACAGCGCCACCUUUAUCUCAAGCAGAAGCGCCACCUAGCUAUGAUGACUCCAUUUCAAACCCUGCAGUUGCCGGGGCAGCUGCCGCAGCAAUCCCAGGUGUAUCACCAAUGCAUAACAGCCCAGUACUAUAUCCUGUGUUACCUACAUCUCAGCAGCCAAGAUAUAGAUUGGCUCACAAAGAUUUUCUGCCUAAGCUCCUUAAAAAACAUACAUUCUCAGCUGACGAGUAUGAACCUUUUAGUCUAGUGAUGCAACAUGUCAACAAUUGGCUGAGUGAGAACCCUGUCGUAUCCGUAGUACAAUGUCAAAGUCUCGUAUGGCCUAGCACACUUAAUAAACAAUUUUUCACAGACCAGGCCAUACACAUCAAAAGUCGGAAAAAUGGCAGCAAGACUAAAUGCACCAGAGGUCUAAGGCUCUGGUACUAUGCAGAUUCGCCCCAUAGCAGAACGCCAUCUAUUUGCAUUGGCUACAGAAAUUUCUUGCCCGAGCCAGAUGAAAAACUAAGUCAUCUCGUAGGUAGAGUUAACCGAGGACUGAAUGCAUUCCCUUUAGAAGGCAAUAUAUUGAAUGUUGAGACUGUUCCCUUAAAAACCUCAUCAGCUUACAAACACGAUCCAGCCUUGGCAGAGAGAAGCGUUUGGCUAGAACAACCAGAAGACGGAAAAAGAUAUGCACUGUUUCUAAGGAUAUUUUUCAUCCAUAGCAACCACUAUGAUCGUGAUGCAGAGAUAGUAAUGAAAGAUUUCAUUCCUGUUUAUAACCAAAAAUCCAAACAAAAUGCAGGCUAUGAACUAUUCAAUGAGGUCCUAGAAAGGGCUAGUAGAUGGAUUAGUCACCAUGAUGGGUACAAGUUCAUCAACCUCCAGUCAAUACCUAUGAAAGAUAAAAAUAUUAUGGAGAUGCGAGGGGCUCCCGUAGUCGAAAAAUGCUUCUUCACAGAACACGGUUGCUCAGUAGCUGGGGCCACAAAUGGUGAAGCAACAAUGUACUUCCAGAUCUUGCGUGUUAUAUUUGUAAAACCCAUGCAAGGAGUCACAAAUCCCACACAUUUGUCAGUUAGGACGUUUGUCCCGAUGAGUUUGCCGGAAGUACCAGAUACUUAUGAGGAGCUCACACAGACAGUGGAUAGAGUCAACUCAUGGAUUUCAAGUGCGGGUGCGACAGUGUUUGGUAUGGAGACUGUACCUAUAAGACUGUCCCCUACCCUACCCAUGAGUGCAGCUAUAUCUCUGGGUUCUGAUCUCACAUACACUAUGGUCAAGGCAGAGGAAGCUUGCAAAGGGGUGGAAAAAUGGGCAUUUAUAGUCAGACUUUAUCUUUCUGGGGACUAUGCAGAGCCUGGAAUGGGCACCCCAAUCCCCCAGCGCCAAACAUCUAUGUCAAGCGGUGUAUCAGGACAUGUUGGGUCAUUUGAUAUGGGCUACGCUGGUGCACGCCCACCAAUGAUACACUCUAAUUCAUUCUCAAGCUGACGCUAAGUUAAACAUCAACUCCUGUUUGACCAUUUCAUAGCUGACCAUAUUUGGCAUUGUGAAGCUGAUACAAUAGUAACGCAUUUGCACCUGUGGUAUUAGUGCUGCUGUUAUGUGAAGGUAUUUGACUGACUGGCAUUGGAAAUUAAAAGCUGACAAUGUCUGGUAUUGGUCAGCAACCAAUACACAUCUGAUGUGACAGUAACCUGUUCACAGCUGGCUAAAUCAGAUCACAGCUGUUACAUGUAAACAUGUUUUUGGAACUAACUGAUAUGCAGCUGUACAAUAUUGGAUAUGUGACUGGUUAACAGCUGUAUCAAAAAACAAGAAAAAUCCAUUGAGGCCACAAACCAUUUGAUAAUAUAUAAUCUGGUCUAAACUAAAAGAAAGUGUAUUCUUUCGGAUUACUGUAUAAACUGUAUAGAUAAUGAGGAGGUACUUACUAAGAGAAAUGUGCUUGUUAAAAAGUAGAAUACAGUACUGAUGCAAUUAGAUAAGUUUGCAAUAAGAUGAUAAACAUUACAGAGGAUUGAUUCCUAGUCAGAAUUUAAGAGUGACCUGUUACAUAUGUGAAAAACUAUCUACAUGCUAAAAAUAUAUAUAGUAAAAUGGGUCAUGAAAUGGAGCUGACCAAAAUAAUAAUCUCCAAGGAAUUUGAGCCAUCACAUGAGAGACACCAAAUAUUUGCCUCGAAUGGCAUAAAUCGUAUUGCCCAAUGGAUGUUGAUGUCAGUGAAAUAUCAUAUGAUUGUCCAAGGAAUAUAUCAUGCUGGUCAUGUUUGGAGAGUGGAAUCAGCAAGGAAUAAUGUAAACAGCCAGUUAUGUAUUCAGCAUUUGGCAGGAAAUUGUAUAGAAAUGCAAGAAAAUCAACUUUACAGUGGAAUAAGCAUGGACAGCAAA